GCGCGAGCGGGGCCUCACUCAGCGGGAGCAGCUGUCUGGCGCGAGACAACGAGUGGGGAACUGUACGGAAACGUGGGGCGCGAGAGCACCAAUUCCCCGUUAUCGCCCCGGAAGUCAAGGGCGGCGUGACGACGUUAAAGAGACGUCGGAAAAGCGACGGGAGCCGUGAGGCUGGUUCUGGGGGUGAGGCCAGAGGACCAGACUCAAUGAGUUUCCAGCGAAAUGUCCGAGAAGUCAGGGCAGAGCACCAAGGCAAAGGAUGGCAAGACAAAGUAUGCAACCCUUAGCCUCUUCAACACCUACAAGGGAAAAUCUCUGGAAACCCAGAAAACUGCAGUGGCUGCCAGACAUGGGCUCCAGAGUUUGGGCAAAGUUGCUGUCAGUCGACGCAUGCCCCCUCCAGCCAACCUGCCCAGCCUGAAGGCAGAGAACAAGGGCAACGACCCCAACGUCAACAUUGUCCCCAAGGACGGCAGUGGCUGGGCAUCUCGAACUGAGGCAGGGGAGGAGAGGCAGCAGGAGACCCCCCCACCUCAGACCAAACCAGCAGCUCCACAGCCACAGGAGCUACCUAUAGGGGGUGCCCGCUCCUGGGCCAACAGCAAGCCACAGACACAACUAGAAGGAGCCCCUCGUGUGAGCAGUCAGUUCCACCAGGAGUUUCCUAGCUUGCAAGCGGCGGGUGAGUCGGAGAAAGGGGACAAUCAAGAAGAGGAGCCUUAUGGACCUGGCCCCAGCCUCAGACCUCAAAAUGUUGGCAGCUGGCGUGAAGGAGGGGGCAGAAAUCUGAACGCUGUACCUAGCCCCCCGGAUAUGGACAACAGGGUGCCAGAGGAGGGUGGCACGGUCCAUGGUACCUCCUCACCCCCAGGGGAGGCAGAUGAACCUGGCAGAACCCUGCCGAGCGAUGGCCAGAGGGACAAGAGGGAGGGCAGGGAGAGGCUGCUCCCAUCUGGCCCCUCUCAGCCCAAACUUAAUGGAGGGCAGCAGCCUCCUUCUGGGUUGCCACCACAGUUCCACCCUCCUUUCAGAAGCAUGAUGCCUCCCUAUAUGUUCCAUGCGUAUCCUCGAAUGCCUUUUGGCCCAGGGCAAGGAAACUUCAGAUAUCCUGUUCCUCAGGAUGGAGCCAAGGGCCCUCGGUCAAAUCGGCCUCAGCAGGGCCCCCCUCAAUCAUGGCUUCAGGACCCGGAUAGACCAUCCAUCAUUAGCGCCACAGAGCUCAAGGAGCUGGACAACUUGGACACUGAAGCUGACGAAGGCUGGGCCGGAGCUCAGAUGGAAGUGGACUACACUGAGAAACUCAACUUCAGUGAUGAUGAGGAGAACCAAGGUUCUAAAGAGAAAGACAACUGGGAGUGGAUGGGCAAGGUGGAGAGGAUAAGGUCCCGGCCACCAGAUAGCCAGGAGGGCUGGAAGGAGGGAUCUGAGGACCGUGGGAGCAAUAAAAGCUCUUGGGCUGACAGCGUAGACCCCAGAGCACCAUCACCUGGAAGUAUGGGGCAGUACAAUAAAACUGCUGCUUCACAGGACUAUCAGGGUCAGGGUAGUUGUCGCUCAGCCGGUGGUGGAGCCCCUCGUGGGAGCAAAGCUGCAGCACCACCUGUUGGAGAUGAGGAAACCGAGGCCUGGCGACAGAAACGCAAGAAGCAGUCAGAGCUCUCUGAAGCUGUAGAACGAGCCAGACGGAGGAGAGAGGAAGAGGAGAGACGGAUGGAGGAGCAGAGACUUGCUGCGUGUGCUGAAAAACUUAAACGGCUCAAUGAGAAACACCGCCCAACAACUGACAGCAAAUCUGCCCCUGCUGAGACAACCAGUGAGGAGACAGGGACUGUGCGUGAUGAAAUGCCCCCAUUAUCUGCUCCUGUAUCUAGCCCAGCCCCUUCAGUGCCGAUUUCACAACCCCAGCCCCUGAUCAUGCAAGCCCCUUUACCAGAAAGGGAUAGAGAGAGGGCGGAGCAAGAAAGGGAGAGGACAGAGAGAGAAAGGGAGAGGGCUGAGCCCAGUGUUGAUGAGGAAAUUCACUUUGUGCCUCGCCAGCCCAGCCCCCCUGUCCAGAGACCUGUGGCCACAGUCCCAGAGCCUCAGAGCGGGGGAGAGAGCUCUUCAGCAGAGGUGGGCCCCCUAGUGGACGAGAGCCAAGCUGACAGGACAUCAAUGCCUGUGCGAGACUAUUUCAACAUGGAGGAGAGCAGAGUAAAUGAAUCGCACCUGUCCCUGCCUUGUAUGGACCCCCCAAGUGGUGAAGAGGCCCCAGUGCCACCCCCUGAGUUGGAGGGGGAGGCAGGGGCUGCUAUGCGUCCCACCCUCACCUCAGGCUACUCCAAGCAGUUCCAGAAGUCUCUUCCACCUCGCUUCCUCAGACAGCAGGAGCAGAUGAAGCAGCAGCAGUGGCAGCAGCAACAACAACAACAGCAGCAGCAGCAGCAAAGUGGGGGCUCCGUGUCUCCUUCCGGUGGUAGUGGUGGAGUUCCAGGCACCCAGCAGCAACAGCACCGCUCCAUGUAUCAGCCCAUGGGCCCCCACCACCAGCAUCUGGCCUCCAUGGGGUUCGACCCCCGCUGGCUCAUGAUGCAGUCUUACAUGGACCCACGCAUGAUGUCAGGACGACCACCCAUUGAUAUGCCACCCAACAUGCACCCUGGGAGGAUGCCACCUAAGCAGAUAGUGCGCAGGGAACCAGGUGAUAACUCUAGUUCCAGCUCUGAUUCCUUUGACCACUUGACACGACCGAUGCGAGACCACAACCUGCCCUCAGAGCCACGCAUGGUGUGGGGGUCGGACCCAUACCCACAGUCGGAACCCUUACCUUCUGUCACUCCUCCUAAAGGACGGGAUGAAAGCAAGGAGCCUAGGCUGGACUCUGGUUUGGAUCUUGACAGGGGUCUCCCAACCAUGUACCCCCAAGACCAUAGUUCAUUGGACUCUCGCAAAAGCGACUUUUUCCAUGACCCAACAGAAGCCUUGUCUGUUUUUGGCCAGGGGCCAGAGGAUGCCCAGGGGCCUAUAGACGGGGCCCCUGUAGGGUCUGGCUUUGUGUCUGAGGAGCCAGGCAUGCCCGGCGGAGAAGAGGUAGAAGCGCUAGGCCAAGCCAUGCUCCAGAGGAGUGUCUCCCAGGGCUCCAGCCACUCACUCAAACUAGAUGAACCCAGAUUUGAAGGACUCCCCCUUGGAGCGAAAUCACUUGAGCUCCAGGAUGCAGGGGAUAGGGUUGAGGAUAAGUCCCGGAAUGAGUCCUUCUCCCAGGCUGCAUUGACCAGCAACAGAGCUACACCUCCUGUUGAUGGACUCCACAAACAAGAGAAGCUUCCCCUACCAGCCCCUAUUAAGCAGAAAGUUGAGCUUCGCUGGGGCGGGAGAUCAGGGGCUGGGCGUAGGGAAGGACCAGGAGGGGAGAGACCUGUCCGCAGGUCUGGGCCAAUAAAGAAACCUGUAUUGAGAGACAUGAAAGAGGAGAGGGAGCAGAGAGAGGAGAGAGAAAAGCGACAAGAGAGAGGGGAAAGAGGGGAGAGGCCCAAGAAGGAUGUGGCAGCAAAAGCCCUAUCUGCAGCUGCUGCUGUGUCUGAGGGCUCAAGGACACAGGUUGAGGGGAAGAGAGAAGAUACUGAGGCUGAGGAAAUGCCCCCUGGCCCUCAAAGACCUAGGGACUCCCAGCCUUCAUCUGGAGCCCCCACUUCCUCCUCUCAGGAGGAGAAACCUGACAAACCACCUAGCAGUGAUAAGCAUCCAGAACCGAAAUUGCCCAACCGGAAAGAGUCCAACCUUCCCCCACGUGCCUACCGACGAGAGGAGAGGGAGAGGGAACGUGAGAGGGAGAGAGAUAAGGAGAGAGAGCUGGAGAGGGACAGAGAUAGAGACUGGCCCACGGACUGUAGCUUCAAAGGACGUGGUCGAGGAGAGUAUUACUCCCGAGGGCGAAGCUACAGAGGUACUUAUGGUGGACGGGGUAGGGGGAGUCGGGGCCGUAGCCGGGGGGAGUACCCCUAUCGGGAGCCCCGAUCACGCUCUGAUCUCCCUGUGGGAGGGGGUGCUGCUGCUUUUCGCAACCGAGAGGAGAGCGAGACACGCAGUGAGAGCUCUGAUUUUGAAGUCAUGCCGAAGCGGCGGCGGCGGCGGGGUUCUGACACAGAUUCAGAGAGUGAGGGUGGGAGGGAGUCUGCCAGCGAUACUGGACCCUCAGAUCGUGAGCCGAGCACCAAGCCUAGCCGAACACUCAGACGAGACUUGCCAGGGGAGGCCCGGUCUGGCCCACACAAGCCAGGCUUUGGACCUCCUCACAUUGGGGAGAAAGGUGGGUCCAGAGGGGACGAAGACAGCCGGCCCAAGCCUGGGUUCCUUCCUAAAGGAGAGCCUUCUCGACGAGGUAGAGGAGGGUUGUACAGCAGGCGAGGGGGAGCCAGGGAGCGUGGAGGCCCUCGCUCAGCCCCUCUCAGGCGGCCUGCAGCCAGAGAGUCUUCCUCUCAGUGGCCCUCUAAACCCAUGGAGACAUUCAGACCAGAGGACACGGAGUCCACAUCUUCCAGAUACAACAACCCUCCUGCUGAUCGACGGCCCCCUAAAUACGAAGGCAAGAAGUUUGGGGAGGGUGUGCCUCAGAAUAGUAGAGAAAGGGCUCGUCGGCCCAGACCAGCCCGGCCCCCAAGGCAAGAUAAACCACCCCGUUUCCGCCGGUUAAAGGAAAGGGAGGCUGCAGUGUUAGCUGGAGGAGAGACAGCCCAGAGUCCUACUGUCCCUCCACCCCUAGUGCCUACUGCUGCUGCCCCUGGCUCAGCACCUGCCCCCAUCUCCCCCACCUUGUCUAAAGCUCCUGGGACCCCUGUCACUGUACCUGCAGAAGUGGGGUCUGGUGUGCCCACCUCCGAUCUGCCCUCUUCUAUAGAGGCAUCCUUGCCCGAGACUAGCAGUCCCACCAUAGCUGCUAUUGGCACCAAGUCACCUGAUCUGUCUAAUCAAAACUCUUCCGACCAAGCCAAUGAGGAAUGGGAAACCGCGUCUGAGAGCAGCGACUUCAACGAGCGGAGGGAACGAGAAGAGAAGAGAGGAGCACUGCAGGCUGCAAAUUCUGCAGCCAUUGCCUCUGCCCCUGCACCUGCCGCUCCCCAGGGUUCGGUAACCCCCAGUAAAACCCCUCCGGAAGGAGGUGUUGCCCCAAAACGUGAAGGGGCUCCUGCAGCUAAAAGGAGUUUCUCUAGCCAAAGGCCUGCAGAAAGACAGAACCGCAGAGGCAACAGUGGAGCCAAACCAAGCCGCAGCUAUGCAGGGGGUAAAGGCGAAAGGAGAGGAGGGGCCAAAGCGUGCCGCAGAGGGACUGCAGCCCAGCAGAACCUGGAUGCAGCAAUGGGAGCGGCAGGUGGUGCAGCCCAAAGAACUGCCAAAGAUCAGCCUGCUCGCCGCAAAGAUGAGGCCAAACAGGCUGCCAAGAAACCCAAGGAGAAUGCCCUCUCUCAGUUUGAUCUCAACAACUAUGCCAGUGUUGUGAUCAUCGAUGACCACCCAGAGGUCACCACCACCGAGGACCCCCAAUCCAGCGCCAAUGACGACGGCUUCACGGAGGUGGUUUCUCGUAAGCAACAGAAACGCCUGCAGGAUGAAGAGAAACGAAAAAAGGAAGAACAGACCACUCAGAGCUGGGGUAAAAAAGGCUCUGGAGAGAAGGGCAGAGGAGGCGGCGGAAAGUUGCCACCAAGGUUUGCUAAGAAACAGUCAUCGCAACAGCAGCAGCAACAGCAGCAGCAACAAGCCUCACAGCCUCCGCCUCCUGCAGUCCCUACACCUCAAACCCAGCCACAGCCCCCCAUGUCUGCCCCCCAGCACCCUCAUCCUGCCCCCUCCCAACCCGCUGCCUCCCCCCAGAAUCUGGAGGGAGCUGUGGCGCCUCUGCCCUCUAUACCUCCAGCUGCAGUGGACUUCACUUCAAAGACCCUGCCCCCUGCCUCUGCACAGACGCACAGCACCCUGGGUACAGAACUAUGGGAGAAUAAGGUUGCAGGAUCCACUGUGCUCCCAGACGUCAAGAAACUUGGCCCGAUCAGCCCUCCACAGCCCCCUUCUGUGAGUGCCUGGAACAAACCUCUCACUUCCUUCACUGGGACUGUCAAUUCUGAGGGUGUGAAGCCUGGAGCAGAAAGCAGUGCGGAACUUGGAAUGGACAGCAUCCAGUUUGGAGCUCCAUCGUCUGCUGGCAGCACUGACAGCGAUGGGGUACCAGCCAUGCUAGAGACUGGAUCCGACAACAAACUACCUGCUCCUAAAGAACAGAGACAGAAACAGCCUCGGGCUGGGCCAGUCAAAACACAAAAACUCCCUGAAAUGGAGCCAGUUGAGACCAAGGAGUACAAGCCAGGUCCCAUUGGUAAAGAACGCUCCCUAAAGAACCGUAAGGUCAAAGACACACGUGGAGGGGAGGGUGAGGGGAUGGAGGGAGGAGUGCCUGGAGGAGGGGUCAGCAGAGCCACAGAUUCCAGCCCCCCCACCACAGACACCUCUGUGCAAGAACUGAGUGGAGACAUUGAGGGCAUGAUCACUGUCCCGUCGGCAGAGUACACCAGCAACUCCAAGGAGUCAGUGACGGACUACACCACCCCUUCCUCUUCCCUGGCUGACAGUGUUCCAACAGGAGGAAGCAAAAUGGAGGAGAGUCUGGUAGCUAAUGUGGCGCUGCCCCACUCCUUGCCCCUCCCUCGGAGAGAGGCCCUGCAGCAGAGCUCCAGCCUCAGUACAGUCUCCCCUGCCACUGUUGACCUCACACUGAAGAUGGAAUCGGCUCGAAAGGCAUGGGAGAACUCCCCUAGUCUGGUGGAAAAAAGUUCUCCCGUCACCUCCUCUUCCUCCCCCAUCACCUCUUGCGCCUCCUCCUACUCUUCCUUCUCCUCCGCCUCCAUGCCACAGAUCCCUGUGGCCUCAGUUACCCCCAGCACUUCACUGUCAGGUUCUGGGACUUACACCACAUCAUCCCUGAGCACCAAGACCACGACAGCCUCCGACCCACCUAACAUCUGUAAAGUGAAGCCCCAGCAGCUGCAGGGUAGUGGCCUGUCCUCCUCCAGCAGUAGCAGCAGUAGCAGCAGUUUCUCUCAGCUGGGCUGUGUGCCUCCCCUCCUGCCCCAGCAACAGCAGGCGCCACAGGUCUACGUUUCCCAGUCUGCAGCAGGUUCUGCAGCCCAGAUUCCAGCCUUCUACAUGGACACUAGCCAUCUCUUCAGCACGCCCCACCCUCGCUUAGCUCCUCCUUCCCUGGCUCAGCAGCAAGGCUUCCAACCUGGGCUCUCACAGCCAACAGCAGUGCAGCAGAUUCCCAUCCCCAUCUACGCCCCACUGCAGGGGCAGCCCCAACACCAACACACCCACCAGGCCCAGCUAGGACUCAGCACUGGUCCUCCAGUCUCCCAGCCACAGGACCUGUUCAGCUCCUCACUGCAGCCUUACAGGUCUCAGCAGGCAUUCAUGCAGAGCAGCCUGUCUCAGCCCUCCAUGAUGUUGUCAGGACCCUCCCUACACAGCUACCCUGGGGUUCAGGCGCCUGAACUGGGCAAACCUCAGUCCAACCUGGCGUAUCAGCAGCCUUCCUCCCAACCGCACAUCCCCAUUCUGUUUGAGCCCCAGCUGAACCAGCCCUCCGGCAUGGGAGGCUCCCAGCUUAUAGACACACACUUAUUGCAGGCUCGGCAGGGGAUGAAUCAGCAUUCAAAUAUGUACUCAGGACAGGUACAACAACACGGCCAGAGUAGUUACUAUAGCAACACCCAAUCUCCCAGCUCAGCAAUGCAACAGGUGACUGUCCCUCUGCCUGGCUCUCAGCUGUCCCUGCCAAACUUUGGUUCAGGAGGAGGCCAGCCCCUUCUGGCACUGCCCCCUACUCCUCCGCAGGCUCAGCCCCCCAGCAUCAACAGACAGCCCCCUGUUUCCCAGCCCUACAGGGGCAUCAUGGGGCCUAACCACAGCAUGAUGCAGCCUCCAACCAGCAAGAUCGACAUGGACCUGAAGUUGUUCGGCAGUGGGAUGGAUGUGAAGCCUGGGACUCCUCCUGUGAGCGCCAGGAGCACUACACCCACCUCUAGCCCUUACAGGGCUAGCUCCACCUCUCCCAGUAGCCAGUCCAGUAAGAUGAACAGCAUGCUGUACCAGAAACAGUUCCAGCCCAGCUCUGCUGGAAUGAGAAUGACACAGCACUUCCCUGGGCAGUUCAACCCACAGAUUCUGUCCCAGCCCAACAUCGUAUCUCCUCUGGUUCGACCUCCUCACGCUAACUCAUUUGCAGGAGGUGUCCAGCGCUCUCCCAUGGGUCCUCCCAUGUCUCCCAACGUAGGUGGGGGUUUGAUGCCUCAUCCCCGACCCCAGCAUCCACAGCACAGCCAGCACCCUCCUCGAGGACCCCCGGGACCCUCCCUUGCACCGAGAGGCACACAGGCCGCUCUCAAGGCAGAGCAGGACCUCAAGGCAAAGCAGAGGGCUGAGGUGCUCCAGUCUACUCACAAGUUCUUCUCAGAGCAGCAGCAGCAGCUCAAGGCCCCACAAGUCAGCAAAGCUGCUCGCCUGGAUCAAGGCGGCAAGCCACCCCUCGACACCUUGGCCCCCAACCACCAAUCAGUGGGUGUCUCUGAGCGCCCAGACACCGACAAACCCCCCCUCUCAUCGGGCAAGCCCAUUCGAACUGGCCCCAUAAAACCCCAGGCCAUCAAACCAGAAGAGGGCAAGUAAAGAGCCAUGCACCCUCUUCUGAUAGAGGAAGAAACGAAAGAAAAAAAGAUUGAUGGUGGAGGAGAGAAUCCAGCUGCUCCAUUCACUCUCUUGGCCCUAGGGGAGGGAUUGGGGGAUAGAAGGGGAUGGUUUGGGAUAUGUGCUAGGUCCAAACGGUUCUGGUUACUUGGAAUGGGUAUUGUUCUGUUCGUGCACUCAGUCCUCAUCCCUCCCCGUCCCCCUUCUCUGGCCCUGCUGUAGGUGUGGGGAUUUGAGUUGGAUUCUCCCUCGUUGUAUUUUAAUGUUUUUUUUUUUUUUCAGGUGGGGAACCAAACAGCUGUACAGGCUGUUGAAUAAAAACAAAAUCUACUGCAGUGGUAGAUAACGGAGAGAGAGUCAGAAAUGAGAUUCGCUGCUGAGUUUGCCAUUUUUUUAUUGCUCUAUUAAUUCUAUUCCCUUGUUUUUUUCCCCAAGUAGAAUCACAUAUAAUAGGACAGAUAUAUUGUUUUGUUAAUCGAAUGACUCAAUCUUUUUUUGUAGUUGGACGAACAAUCUUAUUUAAGAGGAUGUCAUUUAGUGAAUCACGGAUUGCUUGUGUCCCUACCCUACACACACAAACACACACACACACCCACAACCAGUCCUCCCAUCAUUGCUAAUCCAGAGAUGUGUGCGUGUGUGCAAGUGUGUUUAAAAAAUAAAAAUAAAAAAAGCUUAGCACCACAAUACCACACAUAUGUACGUACACACACACACACCCUUCUCUCUCUCUCUCUCUCUCUCUCUCUCUCUCUCUCUCUCUCUCUCUCUCUCUCUCUCUCUCUCUCUCUCCCAUCCAACAGUUUCAACAAUAUUCACCGAACGGAGAUGAAAAAUCAGGAAUUCUGUCAUUUUGCUUUCUCAGAGAGGAAAUGUGAAGUUGCAUUUAUUUGUUUUUUUAAAUCAAUCAUUGAUUGGAGUCUGCCUGCGAGCCUUUGCUCCUGCCUUCUGCUCUCAUCUCCUUGCCUGAGAAUACCGAUGCGGUGGUAUACGUGGGUGUAGGGUGUGCAAAUGUGUAUGUGGUCUACACUGGGAGAAAGGGCUUGUAGUUGAAAUCUCUCCUGUGUAUUUUAGCCAAAGGAUAAGCAGCCCAAAGGUGAUGUCACAGAGCCUUUAGAAAUACUUUUGCAGUGGCGGCAGGGUUUUGAAUGGAGUUACUAAUUGUUAAAAGAUGGUGACUACAGACGGGCAUUCAUAGCCGGGGCCUGCUCUUGCACAUACAUUCACUGCUCUCACACCCAUCUUUGCCGUCUGUUUCUCUCUCUCUCUCAAAACACAGACACCCACCCAUGCACACACACACACACACGCGCACACACACUUUUUACUGUAAAGCACCCAGACCUGCUGCUAUUGACUGAGUCCAGUGCCCUUUGCUAGGAUAUAGCAGGAUAGGGCUACUUAAGAGGAAUAGGACGGUUGAGGGGGCCUCAUUUUCUAACAGUAGAACACUUGGGUGUUUGUACAUGAGCCCUCGCAAAGAGGGGAACAAGAGCAGGAUAGGUAAAAGGGGGGACAAAAAAAUGAAAAAAGACUCAAGAUUCUGUAGUUCAGAAGCGUUGAUAGAAGGACACAAUAUUUAGGGUUUUUUUUUUCUUUAAACCAAUGAGAGGAGAGCAAUCAGACUUGUUCUCUCUUGACUCUGCCUCUCCUCUGCCUGCUCUCCUACCUGCCACGGGCUCAUUUUGGAUCUUGGGGUCAGUGGUGAUGAGGGUCCUUCAGAAAUGUUGUACAGUAGUAUGCACCCCGGUAGGGGGAGGGGGGCUACACCCCUCUUCCCCUCUAACCCCCAGCAAGGUGAGGAGGGGAGAGUCCUUGCUUUGGAGGAUGG
Messenger RNA from Lampris incognitus (smalleye Pacific opah), 10543 nucleotides. It is a transcript of the gene prrc2c, whose product is annotated as proline-rich coiled-coil 2C. The transcript has 34 exons. The coding region runs from base 223 to 8694 and encodes 2823 amino acids. The record is from RefSeq and is a predicted model, not a curated record. NCBI's taxonomy places the organism in Eukaryota, Metazoa, Chordata, Actinopteri, Lampriformes, Lampridae. Gene Ontology annotation, biological process: cell differentiation.